GGGCUGCCUCUGCAUUAGCUGCGGCAGCUUUCUUUGGCGAUCAAAUUGGCGCUGUGGUUUCCAGGGGGGGGAGGCCUGAUAUGGUCUUGUCCGAAUUGGAUAAGGUUACUGCGCCUACAUUACUGAUUGUGGGUGAAUGGGACAAUGUCGUAAUAGGGCUAAAUCAAAAAGCAUAUGAUCAAUUAACGUGUGAACGUAAACUUGAAAUUAUUCCCAAAGCGACACACCUUUUCGCAGAAGAGGGGAUUCAGUUGGCAGACAAAUUACUGCCAUAUAAGGAUAAAGAAGUAGUGAUCCUGGCAAUACCCAGAGGAGGACUACCUCUGGGAUCUAUUGUAGCUAAAACGCUUCAGGCUCCCUUGGAUGUAGCUCUUUCCAAAAAGAUAGGACAUCCAUAUAACAGGGAAUAUGCCAUUGGAGCAGUUAGCAUGGAUCAAAUAGUUCUGAAUGAUGUGACCGGAGUCCAUGAGAGCUAUAUAGAAGAAGAAACAACCCGUAUAAGGGAGAUAUUAAAUAAAAGACAACAGCAAUACUAUAAAAACAGAAAGCCACAGGAUUUAAAAGAUAAGGUUGUAAUUAUUAUAGAUGAUGGUAUUGCUACGGGCAACACUAUUCGUGUAACUGCGGAAAUGGUGAAAGCUCAAAAACCGAAAAAGGUUGUGGUUGCCAUUCCUGUGGCCCCCAAAUCGUCAGUUAAAAGCCUGGAGGACUCUGCUUAUAUUGACCAGGUCAUCUGUUUACAGACUCCAGAUGAUUUUAUGGCAGUAGGGCAGUUUUACGAAUUUUUUGACCAGGUCUCAGACGAAGAAGCAAUA
Molecule: messenger RNA, 815 nt
Organism: Darwinula stevensoni
Lineage: Eukaryota; Metazoa; Arthropoda; Ostracoda; Podocopida; Darwinulidae
Source: the annotation of a GenBank genome assembly